This is a messenger RNA of Anisakis simplex (herring worm), 831 nucleotides long. NCBI's taxonomy places the organism in Eukaryota, Metazoa, Nematoda, Chromadorea, Rhabditida, Anisakidae. The record is from the annotation of a GenBank genome assembly.
GAUCUAACUAGUGCAAAUAUUUUUGGUCCUGGAAUCUACGCGAAAAACCAUAUGCUCAUGGAACAAGUUACUCGUGAUCCAGCCGAUGCUGAGCGUCUUUUGAAGAACGAACGGCUAUUUGUACGAUGUUCGCGGUGUCACAAGACAAGAGAGUUGAGCGCCGCUCGUUUNUGCUAUACGUAUUACUGCAGUCGGAACUGUCGCGAACUCGACUGGAACAGUCACAGAGAACGUUGUUCGUUUGCACGUAUAAACACUCUCUGUAAGGAUGUCAUCAUGAAGGUUCGUGAGGAUGCGGAAGCACAGUGGUUCAUGUCGAAAAUAGCGCGUGAAGGGUAUUCGUCACGUGGACGAGGAUCUGUGAAUCUGCGUUUGGGUUCGGCGUACUUGGCACAGCAUUACGUGAACCAAGGAUGGUCAGCACUGGCCAGCGUCAGUGUUGAUCAAUUACUCUUCUACUACACGAUCGCAUCGCUUGUCGAAGAACGUAAAGAACCAUCGCUGAUCGCUCUUUGUCAUAAAUACGAUCCAAACGAUAAAUUCAUUCUGAGUGUGAGUAUAAUUGCCGACAUAGAGAACUGUCCGCAAACUCCACCCCCUGAAGCAAUUACGAGUUUUGACGAGUCGUCGAAAAGAAACGCAGAGUCAAGCCAGCCGCCAUCGUCGUUCGAUCAAACCCUGGCAUCAUCCUCAUCCACAGCAACCACUAAUAACGCUGUUUCAAACUCCUCAAAUGCACGUGAACCUCAGCCCAAUCAGUCACAGUCACAAACACAGACUCAAUUCUCACCCAGUGAUGAAUUUCGAACGGCUGUUCCCACCGAAGUUUAA